This is a messenger RNA of Myxocyprinus asiaticus (Chinese sucker), 3491 nucleotides long. Its product is annotated as transmembrane protein 104-like. The transcript has 10 exons. NCBI's taxonomy places the organism in Eukaryota, Metazoa, Chordata, Actinopteri, Cypriniformes, Catostomidae. The coding region runs from base 350 to 1831 and encodes 493 amino acids. The record is from RefSeq and is a predicted model, not a curated record.
GCGAUAAAUUCCGAGCCGUUUCUUCCCGCCUCUCUCACAGGAGCCUGUGUCCUGCCGCUGCGCUCACAUGACUGGUCUGUUUCCACAAACAACAACAACAACAACAACAACAACGUUUGCAGCAUGUCUGGAGUAACUGCUUACAACAUAAUGGGAAGCUUUGAGCGUUGCGCACCACUCUGUAUUUACGUGGCGUUUGCUCGCGCGCUGCGUCGCUGAUCAAGUCUCGUGCAGUUCUGACGAUAAAAACCGUCGCCUCGCUUGACAGCAAGAGUUAUUACGUCACAGCGUGGAAACGGGGUCAGGGUGGUAAACUUUCAGUUUUGAUUUUUGUGUUUACCUCUUCGAGAUGGCGGGGGGCAUUACAGAGACAGGGGAGCCUUACUCACCUUUUGUUGGCCUGGUGUAUAUGUUCAAUCUGAUUGUCGGCACCGGUGCCCUGACGAUGCCCAAGGCUUUUGCAACAGCUGGUUGGGCAGUCAGCUUGUCCCUCAUUUCAUUUUUGUCUUUUAUGAGUUUCAUGACCACCACAUUUGUAAUUGAAGCCAUGGCUGCUGCCAAUGCCCAGCUGCGCUGGAAGAGGAGAGAACAGGAAGAGAUCAAUGACAGCGACUCCAGCUCGGACUGUUCAGAUGACGAGGUCAUUAUCCAUGGAUGGUCAGAACCCGUAGAGACGCGGCCCAUUCUCUCAGUCCAGCGUGCCGCCAAUUUAGACCAAUUUGACAUUGUCGAGAGAGUCGAGAUGGGACAAAUGGCCUCCAUGUUUUUUAAUAAAGUUGGUGUCAACAUGUUCUACAUCUGCAUCAUCGUGUACCUGUAUGGAGAUUUGGCCAUUUAUGCCGCUGCUGUACCAGUAUCUCUUAUGGAAGUAGCUUGUGGGAAUUUCUCAUGCAGUGCAGGGAGUGUGAAAUACAAUGAUACAGAGUCAUGCUGGGGACCCGUAAGACGUAAAGACGCCUACAGAGUGUUUCUGGCUAUCUUCACACUGUUUUUGGGGCCCUUCGCCUUUUUCAAUGCACAGAAGACCAAAUACCUCCAGAUCCUCACCUCUGUCAUGAGAUGGAUUGCAUUUACCAUGAUGAUAAUCCUGGCUUUGAUCCGUAUCGGCAAGGGGCACGGUGAGGGCCACCCACCUGUGGCACAGAUCUCAGGAGUGCCCAACCUUUUUGGGGUUUGUGUCUACUCUUUCAUGUGCCAGCACUCCCUGCCUUCACUCGUGACGCCCAUCUCCAAUAAACGACGCAUGAGCGUCCUGGUCAUGGCCGACUACAUCCUCAUCCUGUGCUUCUACAGCCUUCUAUCCUUCACAGCUAUCUUUUGCUUCGAUAGCUCCCUGUUGCGUGAUAUGUACACGUUAAAUUUCACAGAUAACUGUGACGUACUGGGAAUUCCAGUGUUGCGCUACUUCCUGGGUCUCUUCCCGGUCUUCACCAUAAGCACCAACUUUCCCAUAAUAGCUGUCACUUUACGCAACAACUGGAAAACUCUCUUCCACCGGGAUGGCGGCACCUACCCUUGGGUGGUGGACCGCAUUGUGUUCCCACUCAUUACUCUGGUGCCGCCCAUCAUUGUGGCGUUUUGUACCCAUGAUCUGGAGGCACUUGUGGGCAUCACUGGGGCGUAUGCCGGCACAGGCAUUCAGUAUAUCAUCCCAGCCUUCCUCGUAUACUUUAGUCGCCGUCAUUUAGAGCCUGUGCUUGGAAGGGAUGCCGUAAAUAAACACAAGUCACCGUUCCGGCACACAUUCUGGGUGUGGUUUGUGAUAUUGUGGGCAACGUUCUGUCUAAUGUUUGUUACGGCUAAUAUUGUCCUUACCAAAACCAAGAACUGAAUAUAAAUACAUUUUCUUUGUCCAGCCAUUUUUUAGUUGAAGGGUUGAAGCCUUACUGGUUUGUUGUAAGAUUAUACUUAGAAACGGUGACAUUAGCUGAAAUUCAAUUCGGUGUUAAUUGAAAAAUGUUUAAAACGGACCAAAAGUAGUUUUGGAAUUACUUUAAGAGAUUGCUUUUGUUAGGAAAACAAUGGAAAGGCAAGGAGCCUUAAUGUUUGUUGUCUCACAAAUCCACAAAUCCUAUUAGCAGAACUGUAACCAUUCUAAAACCAUGGAGUGGCUACACUUACUCGUUCGAAACUUGUUUGAGUCUUUGUUGUUUUUUCUUGUGUCAUUCUUAGUCGGGUGAAUCUCACGGGGGAAAAAAAUCAUAUUUCACACCAAAAAAUGUAAAUUAAGAAAUUGUAUUUUGCAUAUUGAAAAUAAAGCCUAUUUAUAGGACCAUUAAGAUGUUAUGCAAUGUGACAUUUUUGACAAUAGAGCAUGUUUCUCUCUCCAAAUAUUAAUUAUUGUAAUUCAAAUGUAAUACAAUUAUUAUUUUAAUUAAAAUAAUGGCUCCGUCUGAAAUAAUUACAGAUCGUUAGCGCUUCACGGCUGGCAUUUUCAGUGCUCCUAACUGGUGGCUGACACCUCGCCGUGUCUCCUGCGGUGACUGAUGGUGAUUCAGACCUUGAGUUCAGUCUCAGUUCAUCAGCAGAUUGAUAGAGGCAUUGAAUCCUUUCAUAUGUUCUCCAUGUACUGACAUCCUGCUGGUUCUCAAACGGACCCUUUGGGAGACAGGAGUGGAAGACAAUCCAGAUAUUGAAUGGAUGCGUCAGCCUCAUGAUCUAUAGAGACAGAUGUUUAUCUCAAUCAAUAUAGAGCACCUUAUGCCUAGAAGGAGACACUCGUUUAUACAUGUGUGUCAGUUAUCAAUGUAACUUACUCUACGAAAUCGGGGGGGGGGGGUGGGGUAGUUGUUUUGUGUUGUCACAAAGCUCAUUUGUUUGUCAUUUAACAUGAUUUCCUUUGUAUUUUAGACAGUGGUUGAUUUGUUUGAUCAUCGGUGACUUGUUUGGCACUAUAAACUGAUUGCUGCUCUCUAUGAGAGUGCUGCCACCUGAUUUAAAUGAAAAUGGCAUCAAAACCAAGACUGGUCUAACCCAAGGCAUUCUGUCUCUACUUAUGGUUUUGUGUUCAAACGGAUAUUGAUUUUGAGGGAAAUACGUCAGCAUGAUGUUUUGUGGACAGAACGGAAAUCUCUUUUUCUAUUCAGUUCUUACUCUGAUACUGUUUUCUAGAAACAUUAAACUGUGAAGAAUUGUAAUUGGAGAUAGUACAUGCAUUGGCAUUCAUGUCUCCCUAUUAAGCACAAAAAAAGUAAUUUCACUUGAGUGAAAUGGUAGAGUAUUACCAAAUUAUGCUUGUGUAAUAUGUCAAUGUCUGUUUUUCAAUUAAACAAAUGUGCCUUCUUUCCAGGGAUCUUCUUAUGUUUACCUGAAUGGUUAUAUCUCUCUUUCUGGUUUUUCUCUGAUAUCAAAAUGUCUUUCAUGCCUUGGUGUUGUGUAGCCCAUUAAAAAUACUUGCAUGUAAGUCUCUUCAGAUACAAGACAAUCACUGUCUACCAAUGUCUCGUUAAAAUUAACAUGGAAAUAAACAUGAAAUACUCUUUGAUCCUUGA